CGGAAAAGCAGGGAAGUCCCGGCUGAGUGGUAAGCUAGCGGCUGCUGGGUUUUCUAAACAGCAGGAAAAAGGCAAUAAAGGUGAAGUUGCCUUGUCUUGGUUUGUGAAAGCGAACAGCUUAUUGGGAGAACAGCGCCCUUGAACAAGUUAGUUUCAGGUGACACAUUGAUGGAAUGAAUGAAUGAAACUGCUGAGGAGGGUUAGGGUUCUCCCAACGUGGUGCAGGAAGGCAGGGAAACGGGUCUGGGCAACCAGCUUCAGUUACCUCGGAUGGACUGGACGGAGUCUAAGGCUCGUUUCAUCUCUACUUUUGUGCUAAGACCUACGUUACCAAGCAUGAUGUCCUUCUCCAGGGACUGGUCCUGUACUUGUUAGUAUAUGCCAAUAUGACAGAUUUUGAUCAAGUGAACCAGUAAUAGAGAAGACUGCAACAUGCUGGAGAAUGCCGGAGGGGACCUGAAGGAUGGUCACCACAACUACGAAGGAGCUGUGGUCAUUCUGGAUGCUGGUGCUCAGUACGGGAAAGUCAUAGACCGCAGGGUGAGGGAGCUGCUCGUCCAGUCUGAGAUCUUCCCCCUGGAGACACCGGCAUUCGCCAUCAAGGAGCAGGGAUUCCGUGCUAUUAUCAUCUCUGGAGGACCGAAUUCCGUGUAUGCAGAAGACGCUCCCUGGUUUGACCCGGCAAUAUUCACCAUUGGCAAACCUGUUCUCGGGAUUUGCUAUGGCAUGCAGAUGAUGAAUAAAGUAUUUGGAGGUACAGUGCACAAAAAAAGUGUUCGAGAAGACGGAGUCUUCAGCAUUAGUGUGGAUAACACCUGUUCGUUAUUCAGGGGCCUUCAGAAGGAAGAGAUCGUUUUGCUUACACACGGAGAUAGUGUAGACAAAGUAGCUGAUGGAUUCAAGGUUGUGGCACGUUCUGGGAACAUUGUAGCAGGUAUAGCAAACGAAAGUAAAAAAUUAUACGGAGCGCAGUUCCAUCCUGAAGUUGGCCUCACGGAAAAUGGGAAAGUGAUACUGAAAAACUUCCUCUACGACAUCGCAGGCUGCAGUGGGACUUUCACCGUGCAGAACAGAGAACGCGAGUGCAUUCGAGAGAUCAAGGAGAGAGUAGGCACAUCCAAAGUGCUGGUUUUGCUCAGUGGUGGAGUCGACUCGACAGUUUGUACGGCUUUGCUGAAUCGUGCCCUGAACCAUGACCAGGUCAUUGCUGUGCACAUCGAUAAUGGCUUCAUGCGGAAACGAGAGAGCCAGUCUGUAGAAGAAGCCCUCAGAGAGCUUGGCAUUCAGGUCAAAGUGAUAAAUGCUGCUCAUUCCUUCUACAAUGGAACGACAGCUCUGCCAAUCUCAGAUGAAGACAGGACCCCCCGGAAAAGGAUCAGCAAAACCUUAAAUAUGACCACAAGUCCUGAGGAGAAAAGGAAAAUCAUUGGGGACACUUUUGUUAAGAUUGCCAAUGAAGUAAUUGGAGAAAUGAACCUGAAACCCGAGGAAGUUUUUCUUGCCCAGGGCACCUUGCGGCCUGAUCUCAUUGAAAGUGCGUCCCUUGUUGCCAGUGGCAAAGCUGAACUCAUCAAAACCCAUCACAAUGACACAGAGCUUAUCAGAAAGCUGAGAGAAGAGGGAAAAGUAAUAGAGCCUCUGAAAGAUUUUCAUAAAGAUGAAGUGAGAGCUUUGGGCAGAGAGCUCGGACUUCCAGAAGAGUUGGUCUCCAGGCAUCCAUUUCCAGGUCCUGGCCUGGCAAUCAGAGUAAUAUGUGCUGAAGAACCUUAUAUUUGUAAGGACUUUCCUGAAACCAACAAUAUUUUGAAAAUUGUAGCUGAUUUUUCUGCAAGUGUUAAAAAGCCACAUACCCUGUUACAAAGAGUCAAAGCCUGUACAACGGAAGAGGACCAGGAGAAGCUGAUGCAAAUUACCAGCCUGCAUUCACUGAACGCCUUCUUGCUGCCGAUUAAAACUGUGGGCGUGCAGGGCGACUGCCGCUCCUACAGCUACGUGUGUGGGAUCUCCAGUAAAGAUGAGAUCGACUGGGAGUCUCUUCUCUUCCUGGCAAGGCUCAUCCCUCGCAUGUGCCACAACAUCAACAGAGUUGUCUAUAUAUUCGGCCCACCUGUGAAGGAGCCGCCCACAGAUGUCACGCCUACGUUCUUGACAACAGGGGUGCUCAGCACCUUACGCCAAGCUGACUUUGAGGCCCAUAACAUUCUCAGGGAGUCGGGGUAUGCUGGGAAGAUCAGCCAGAUGCCAGUGAUUCUGACACCGUUACAUUUUGAUCGGGACCCACUUCAGAAGCAGCCGUCGUGCCAGAGAUCUGUGGUUAUUCGAACCUUCAUCACUAGUGAUUUCAUGACCGGUAUACCUGCGACGCCUGGCAAUGAGAUCCCUGUGGAGGUGGUGCUAAAGAUGGUCACUGAGAUUAAGAAGAUUCCUGGUAUUUCUCGAGUUAUGUAUGAUUUAACGUCAAAGCCCCCAGGAACUACUGAGUGGGAGUAAUAAACUUGUUGUUCUUUAAA
Loxodonta africana (African savanna elephant) is the source of this 2510-nucleotide messenger RNA. RefSeq names its product guanine monophosphate synthase (gene GMPS). The record is from RefSeq and is a predicted model, not a curated record. The coding region runs from base 433 to 2490 and encodes 685 amino acids. Gene Ontology annotation, cellular component: cytosol. The transcript has 18 exons. Gene Ontology annotation, biological process: GMP biosynthetic process. Gene Ontology annotation, molecular function: ATP binding; GMP synthase (glutamine-hydrolyzing) activity; GMP synthase activity. Lineage: Eukaryota; Metazoa; Chordata; Mammalia; Proboscidea; Elephantidae.